Messenger RNA from Blastomyces gilchristii SLH14081, 628 nucleotides. RefSeq lists its product as uncharacterized. Bases 159 to 485 code for a protein of 108 amino acids. The record is from RefSeq and is a predicted model, not a curated record. Lineage: Eukaryota; Fungi; Ascomycota; Eurotiomycetes; Onygenales; Ajellomycetaceae. The transcript has a single exon.
GGCGUUUUGCCUAGUGAUGAUUUUGAUCAGGACCUCGAUAGGCAACAAAGAUAGCGCUAUUUCUCAUUUUUUUCGUUUGGAACAAAGCGCAGCGGGUGACAUUCAAAGCAACAAGUUACCUGGUGGAAGGUGGAAGAGUAGCUGCAUGGUGACUUGCUAUGAAUAAAGCGUUAGAACCUAGUCCUAAUCUAGCGAUCUCCCAGCUCUGUCCCAGCUCGCAGCGUGAUUUGAAGAAUAUAGGGUUUCACUGGGACCUCAGUGACCAUACUCGUGAGAUCCUCGAUACUAGGCCUGGGGCAAAACCGGGAGCAAAACGAACGGCGAAUGUUUUCCACUGGCAAGCGGCUGCACGGGCCGAGUCAAAGUCAAUAACGGACUGGAUUAAGAAGAAUGGAUCGCAUGCUGUGAUUAAGACCAUCCAACACAAGACAUUUGUGUUCCUUCACCUCUGGCAAAUACAUUAUGUAGCUUACACUCGUCAUUGAUUUUUUUUUUCAGAACAUUUAUGGAAACAGUCUACAGUGUUCUGUGGACGACGUAACCAAACAGAGCCUAGCACCUAUUGACGAAAAUAAGUGCUACUGUUUAGCUGGAGAGUGACCGCUCUACAGCGAAGCAAAUAUUUCGC